CUUGAUUCUCAAUAAAGAGUAACAUUCUUAAAGUAAAACUGGCACUGAUGAUCAGUGUGCCCUGAUGAUCAGUGUGGCCUCAGAAAUGCCACCUGCCAGUGUCCAUCAGUGCCACAUAUCACUGCCUACCAGUGCCCAUCAAUGCCAGCUGUCAGUGCUCAUCAAUGCCACCUGCCAGUGCCCAUCAGUGCCACAUAUCACUGCCUACCAGUGCACAUCAAUGCCACAUAUCAGUGCCCAUCUGAGCUGCCUUUCAGUGUCACCUAUCAGUGCCAGUCAGUGCCACCUAUCAAUGCCAGUCAGUGCUGCCAGUCAGUGCCGCCUAUCAGUGCCACCUCCUCAUCAGUGCCACCUAUCAGUGCAGCCUAUCAGUGCCCAUCACUGCAGCCUCAUUAGCACACAUCAGUGAAGGAAAAAAAAUCACUUCUUUACAAAAUUUUAUAA
Staurois parvus is the source of this 444-nucleotide messenger RNA. Lineage: Eukaryota; Metazoa; Chordata; Amphibia; Anura; Ranidae. The record is from the annotation of a GenBank genome assembly.